Molecule: messenger RNA, 14530 nt
Organism: Passer domesticus (house sparrow)
Lineage: Eukaryota; Metazoa; Chordata; Aves; Passeriformes; Passeridae
Gene: RP9
Product: RP9 pre-mRNA splicing factor
Exons: 6
Coding region: 51-794 (247 amino acids)
Biological process (GO): RNA splicing
Source: RefSeq, a predicted model, not a curated record
GGGGCGUCGCCGGGGCCCCGCCGUCCGCCGCGGCUCUGGCCGCCGCGCCCAUGGCCCUGCGGGCGCCCAGGGGGCAGGGGCAGGGGCAGGACGAGGAGGAGGGAGCGGAGGAGGAGGCGGCGGCGAGGGGCAGCCAGGCGCGGGCCAGGAGCCUUGCGGAGCCUGCGGCGAGCGGCGGCAGGAGCCAGGACCGGCAUGAGAGGAAGCGGAAGAGGCAGGAGGCGCAGCAGCUCCAGAAGAUCCAGCACCUGGAGUCUUUCUAUGAGAAACCUCCCCCUGGGCUAAUUAAGGAGAAUGAAACAAAACCAGAAGACUGCAUACCUGAUGUACCAGGCAAUGAAAGCGCACGAGAAUUCCUGGCACAUGCCCCAACAAAAGGGCUUUGGAUGCCUUUGGGAAAAGAAGUCAAAGUUAUGCAGUGUUGGAGAUGUAAACGUUAUGGACACAGAACAGGAGAUAAGGAAUGCCCAUUCUUUAUUAAAGGCAAUCAGAAAUUGGAGCAAUUUAGAGUAGCACAUGAAGAUCCAAUGUAUGAUAUAAUAAGGGAAAAUAAGCGUCAUGAAAAAGAAAAGAGGAUACAGCAACUGAAGCAGCUCCUGGAGGACUCUACCUCAGAAUCUGAUAGCAGUGAUGACAGUGAUGAAGAUGAUGAAGAUAGCAGCAGCUCCACUUCCUCAGAACAUAAACACAAGAAGAAAAAGAGAAAAAAGGAAAAGAAAAAGAAAGAAAAGAAGAAGAAGAAAAAGAGGAAGCGUAAAUCAUCCAAAUCUAAUGACAAGUCAGGAUCUGACUGACAGCAGUCACCUGCUGCAUGUUCAUUGACCUCUCUAUUUGUGAACUGCGAGGAAAGAUCCAAAGAAUGAGGAGGAAAACACCAGAAAGGGCUUUAUUAAACUUGAAACAUACAUAUGUCUGCAUACAGCAUCCCACACCGGCAUCCUCUUCUGCCCCUCUGCAGCCAGAAAGAAGAAAGCUGCAUUAAACCAUAUCAUUGUGCUGUAAAACCCAUGCUGAGAGCCAUCCAGCUUGGUCAGAUGGGGCCUCUGCAUUGCUGCCUGUGACCAGCAGCAGAAAGCAGCGACCACCAAGGGAUCACCAACAAGCCUGUAGCAUUAGCAGACUGUCUGUGGAAGUGUCUUUACUCUGUGAAGUUAUUUUAUUAUAUACAAAGCCUCAUUGUAACAGGAGUGCAGUCUGCACCAUGCAGAGCACUGAGGGCUGCCUUACAGUGCUUGUAAAGAGCAGGUUGUACUGUAUUUCCUUCUGCGCAUACGUGCUGAGCUUCUGUGUACCUAUCCUAAUAUUGGCAGCUAGGGAAAUAAAGAGUUCUGCUGCAGGGGAAAAAAGAUAAUCAAGGGGAUUUACUUUAAGACAAAAUUGCAGCAUCAGCAAGACUUGAUUUUUUUUUUGGUGUGUGUGUGUAACAAAAUCUCAAUAUCACCAUCAUUAAUGCACAGUUCUGAAACACUUGAAGUGAAACAUCUACAAUGUCUAAACCAUAGAAGUGGGAGCCAAGUGUAAUGAUGUUAAAUAUUCAACUUAACUGUAAAGAGGUAGUAGGUUUAGUUUUAAAAAGGGGGGUUCCAUGUAAGAAAUUAAAAAGAUUGAUUUCUGCGUAUUCUGCAGUAUCAAUGAUUUUGAUAAAAGUUGAGGAAGGUUUCCUUUUUUAAAGGCUUGGGGGUAAUAAAUUCCCACUUUUUAUGCUUACUAGAUUUGAUGAGGUAACGUUUUUUUUAAUCAUUCCACAAGAAUAUAAAUGUGUAAGGCUCUCAAAAUGGUUUUCAACUACAUGCACGAAAGCACAAUAAUAGUAAAGAAUUUGUAAGCAGGAAGAAGAGAACAUUUUGUGUACUUAGAACACCUUACAUACUGACCACACUUUUACAUAAUCUUGCAGACUCAACAAGGAAAAUGGAGAUAGCUAUAAACAGUUGUUUACAGUAACCAGCUUUCUUUGAAACCUCAAGGUACAGAGCUGUGAAUUGAGGAACUAGAUGAUGGAUAUUGGUAUGUGCAAAAGGAAAGAGAAAACUAGAUUUGCUUUGAAAGAACUUCUAUAGAAUUUAGUCUCUGGGUAUACUAAGAUUGAAAAAAACCCCACAUGGUACGGCUCUAAUACAGUAGAGUGAACAUUAACAGUGAAAUCAAAGUCAUAGACUACAAUGCAGCUAAGAUAUUUUUUUAUUUUCUUCAAAGCUUUGGAAGAGAAGACAAGGGAAAAUAUAAAUUAAAAUGUUUUUUCUCCCUCCUACAUGUCUUAGAGUGGUUUAGUAAAAAUAAUCCCCCAUUCCUUGCCAGUAUUCACAAUAUGUUCUGAGGAAAAACAAGAUAAGCAAGGCCUACUUACAAGAAGUUUCUCUAUCAUAUUCCCAGACCUUGAAGGUAGAGUUGUAUUUUCUCUUGUAUUUAGCAAAUCUCCCUGUGGUGGGAUUUACUGGUGACUCAUGUUAGUUCCCUGUAUCAACAGCAUCAUCAAAUCCUAAGGGCCUUGUUCUUUCACCAGAAAAAAGAUUUAACAGCUGAAAUAGCAUGGGGAGCUCUAUAAUGGACCAAUUCUCUUGGCCAGAUUGGACAGGGCUCUGGGCAACCUGGUCUAGUGGGAGGUGGCCCUGAGUGUGGCAGGGGGUUGACACUGGAUGAUCUUUACAGCCCCUUCCAACCCAACCCAUUCUAGGAUUCUUGUAUUGCCACACGUGGGGCUGAGAUUAAUGCAUUUACAGGUUAUUGGACAGAUGCUAGAAGCCUGUUAUUGACCUGAUGCAUUCCAAGAGAACUCUUACUCAGGCUUGUCUAGAGCAGGGCUAACUUAGGAUCUCUUCAGUUACUUCAGCUUUUGUAAUUUAAGAUUGUUCUGAAGCUUAGUUUAAUAUUAAAAAAAAAAUCAGUUUUUCCUUUGCAAUCCCCUUCCUUAUUGAUGGAACUCUCUCCUUGUAUCAGUCAGGAUUUAUUAUUUCAACAAUUAAGAAAAAUACAUUAGGAGACCAUUUCUAACUUGUGUCAAAUCCAAUUUAAAUGUUUGAGAUGCCAUAUAACUUUCUAUGCCUGACUAAAGGUCUGUUAUAUCAGUAUCUUUCCAAUUAGGGUUUAUAGAACACAGCUCCACAGCAGAGCAGUGCAAACUCUGCUAUUAUUUCUUCUCUUAUUUCAUUGCUUCACUGAAAUGCUCUCUCACCCUCUACUGCUGAGAGUACCUAUGGUGCAGGUACUUGGAAUCAUGGGUUAGAUUUUAGUAUUUAGUGGCCUUGGAUAUAUAUUUUCUUUUGUAUCCACUCACUGCUUAUAAACUUUGCCAUUUUCCUUAGCAAUGAAUUCUUCUUCAUUGUUUAGUAAUUUGUAGCAAUUGACUUUCACACUGCUUUGUACUAGUUUAAUUUCACACACCUUUAAUCUUACACUGGAGGGUGUGUGAAUAACUGAUUCCUGUUUGUUCUCCCUGUCAUUUCCAGUUUUAUAAGCCUCUGUCAUAUCCCAUGUAGGCCUUUACUGCAACUCAUAAAAAGUAACAUUUCAAAAUUUAACAGUUCCAAUAGACUAAGAUUUACAAGAGCUCUUUUAACAGCCAGGGCUAGAGUGCUGAGAAGCAUGAUUCACGUCAUCAUUUGGCAUUUUAAACAGUGCCAAAGCUGUCAUUUAAGAUAAGUCUUUUAAAAAUAUGUAGACUAGAGAUAAAUACCAACACCCCUUUAGAUUAAUGAAAAACAGUUCUAUGUUGAAGUAAACCCAGAAAGCAGGAUAGGAAGUUAUAGUCUUGAAAAACUUACUAGCCUUAUUUUUUAAAUCAUAACCAUUUAAUGUUUUUGUUCAAAAAACAUUUUUUUCUGGCCUUCUUUAUAGACAUCUAUUUCCAUUUGAAUGUUCUGUUGAAGCCCAAGUGAUAGUAAUAACAUGAUUAUAUAGUGCCAUGAAACUAAAUAGGUGUUAAAUGCAGCUAACACUACCCUCAAAGGCAAUAUAGCUUCCCAAGUCUUUUAUCUUAAUACUCUGCAUCAUUUUUGUAAGAAAGGUAUUUCAGGUAAAAUACUGAUGCUUUCCUUAUUUCUUCAGCCAUUCAGUUAGGUGGGGUUUGUAGUCUUUUUGAGUGAGACAGCCAGUGGUAGAAAGUCAGGGGAAGCUAAGUACUCUAAAAAAAAAGAAUUAAUUUUUUUUUUCCCUUGGUACACCUUCAGUUGGCAUGAGGUUUGGAGUAUGGGUUUUUCUGUUUUUUUUGUCAUUGGCUCCAUUCUGCAUUUGUUUGAUUUUAAUAGAAAGACCUGUGGUUAAUAUUUUCCAGUAUAAGGCAGAACACCAGACAUUGUAAACAGGAAAAAAACUUAUGCCAUCCAGGUGCUACAAAACUGAAAAUUAAAAUACAGAAUUAAUACCUGGUGAGCCAACAGAACCCAGAGCUCCACAUCAGUAAUUACACCACACCCACUUCGCAACAGAGGUUUCAGUUAGUUACAAAUAAUGAUUUAGAAAUCCUGAGCCACAGACAGUAAGUCUGUCCAAACAAUGCUCUCAGUAUGGCAAUCCCAGAGGCCUCUAAGGUUUGUUGCUGGUGUGCCAAGCAGCAAAUAGAUUCUUCAGCUGCCUUUCAGGAGAUGCUGCAGGAAGCAUGUGAAAACUUCCAAGGCAAUGCAGUACUGCGACAGCUACAAAUUCACAGUACUGCCAGCUCUGCAGUGAGUCACUGGGCAGUCAGUCUGGCUGCAGUGAGAACAAAAGCUGACACGUAUGUGCAUCUGCAAAACUAAAUAUCACCUUGCCUUAGUUACCUGGCUGAAUAAACAAGAGCCUGGGCUUGAACUCCCAGCCUUUUAAAUGCAGUUUGUACUUCACUGCCUUUGUGAAGCAUGGCCUUUUGACUCACUGGAACAUUAGUUUCAGCUGUAAGCCAGUUAAGAUGCAAUCCUCAAAUUAUCUAUGCUGCUGAAUGGAAAAAAAAAGCCAAGCAGAAGAUUUAGUUUUAAGGUCACAGGACUAGUACUGUUAGAGUGGACUACACUGCAUAUAACCUUAUCAAAGAAUUAUUUCUUGAACACUGGAGCAUUCACACAUACUAUAAGUAUCGGGCAUAGCACAGGUAUAGUACAAGAUAUAACCAGUUUAAAAUAGCAUUCAUUUUCAGAUAAAGAGCAGUGUAAACUCUCCUACUGCUACUCCCUCUUGUCCUCUCAGGAGCAUCCUCAGGUCCUAAAUUACUUCUUGCAUCUGAGUAGAAGUCACACUGAGUAGUGCAAGACCUGUAAAAGGCUGACCAACAUGAUCACUUGGAGUAUCUGUGAAGUAUUACCCAUUCCCAAAAGUAAUGUGCUAUGAGGUCAUGAGUAUUCCUUUAUAAGAUAAGCAGCAAAAGAUACAGCUAAGGCUAUCAGCAGAAAUGCGUGUAAAAAAGCUCCAUGCUAGAAUUCCUCAUUUUAUUCUUUGAUGUUCUGGUGCAGAGAUUUUGUACAGCACAGAAGCCAAAUAAGAAUUGUUAAUGCAUUUAUUUUCUUUCAUUGCUUGAAGUGAAAAGGAAUUGAAAACUUGUCAUCACAAUGACUUCUUUCCUCUAACAGCUUGUGGUAAAGGCUGUAGUUAUAGCAGAGCUUUAACAAUUAACCAGGUGGAAUUAAAAAUAAUAGAGAGAUAGGAUCAGUUGGGUAGGGAAACAUCAAUACUCCUCACUAAGAGGGAAAACAGCAUAACUUCAGUUAUGGCCAAACUUGUAAUAGGUAGACACAAAACCUGAACAGUCACAGGAAAUGCUACUUUUAUUGAUGUAGCUUACUCUAGGGCACAGACAGAAUAAGAACAUGGGAGAGGAAGCAAAAGACAAGGUCUCUCUGUCCAUUCACCCCACCCUUUUUUAAGGAAAGCCAGAUGUGUGUUUUGUUGGCAGGUUGUUUUUUUUUUGUUUCCCCGUUUUCUUCACUGAUGCUAUCACUUUAUUUGUGAAUCAUUCAAGACUGGCAAUAUCAUAUUUAUUCUUCUCACACAGUAAUGAUAACCUUCGUAGAUAUGGAAAAAAAUUACAUAUUUUUGAGCUAUCCACCUCAUGUAGAUCAGUCUGUUACCAUUAUUCCUAAGACAGCUCAGCACAGACCUAAUUUUACCAUCUUAGUUCUAUAAAGAGACUUCUGGGGACAGUAGCAGCUGUAAGUCACAGAAGUCAUCAGUAAGAAGUCAGAAAACAGGGCACACCACUAAAAACUUCUGUUUUACCUUUCAGAUCCAUAUCUCCAGCUCAGGGGCUCCAUAAAGGACUCAAAAAUGUCCAGAGAAAAAGGGGAGAAGAGGGAAGCAUUACAUCAACUCAAUGCUUUAGUUUUCGUCCUCAGUCAUAAGACCUGAGGAACUGCUUUGAAAGUGUAAAACAGCACUUGACAUGAUACAGCUGUAACUAUAUUCCUUUGCAUGUUGACAAAAACAAAUCCAGCUGAUGAAAAAGGAUCUUGUACUUAUGUCCAGAUCAUAUGACUAUGAGAUAACAUGGACAGGCCUCACAGACCUGCAGAGUUUAAGGACAGGGCAGCAAUAACUGUCAUGCUAUAAUGGCAGUUUUGCACAUAUAUGGCCAUCUCAAGUUUUUUUGCUACUGUGUAAAGAUGGAACACAAGAAGUCUCAAAGUGCAAUUCUAUGAAAUUUAUUAUUUAAAUAGUGGAUGUGCCAAUUAUAAAAUGGUGACUUUGGUGUUAAAUACUUCAUUCCAUUUCAAUUGUGUCCUCAGUCUUCACAGUGUCACUUCUUGCCCUUGUAGAGUGAACAGCAACUUACAAAAUAUAUAAUAGAAUAAUAAUCAAAUCUUGGAUUUAUACAAAAAAACCUUUGUUAUUCCCCCCUCACUUCUGCCCCAAUAUUUGCAAUUAUCUUUUCUUAGAGAGGGACUUCUUUGUUCCAUGCCCUAAAGAUAAAAAAAGAAAAAAGUUAAGGUAUGUAUAUAUUCCACCUCCAAACUAUGUCAAUUGGCUUCUUAAAAAAGACUAGAUACCAGUGAUGGUCUUUUCCUAUUGCAGGCACUGAUGAUUGAUAUUAGAAUUAUGUACUCAACUUCCCAGCUAGUAUAAAAUGUGCAUGAGUGGUUUUGGACUUCAGAAUAUCCCAGCACAACAGAUAAGAAAGAGUUCCGUAUGAAGCUCGUAUCACAGUCUCAAUGUGCUCUUACAUUGUUGAAUGUAUCCAAGAAACAUCAGCUAUUUCUGGGGAAAGUACAAGAAGUGUUUUGGGAUUAUGCAAGUUUCCUGGAUGCUUUUAAUAAAAGCUGGUCAGCAAUUAAAGGUUUAAAACCUAUGUUUAAACAAUCUAUCUUCAGGGCUGAUGCAAAUUUUCACUAGCAAGAUACUUCAGCCUAAGUUUGUUUCCAACCUUCCUUAUAUUUCCCAGAUGAAAGUCUAAUCCUUUGUCUAUUAUAUGAGAGAGAGACUGUCUUUUACUCAUGUAUUUCCUGAUGGAACAUUUGGGUUCAUUUUUCUACGCUAACUUAUUCUUUUCCAGAAAGAAAAAUGAUCUUUCAGAUAGCUUCUUGUAUCUACUGACCCUUUUCAAUUUAUAAACUUUUUAGACUCACACUAAUGCACAAAAGCAUAUUUGUUGCUGAAUCGAGUUCAUUUUGGUUUUUCCCUGCCUUCUUCCAUAAUAACCAGAAGUUCCUAAUCCAUAAAGUUGGAGAUCUUUAGAAUUAUCUAUAUGCAUUUUUGUUAUAUUGAAUUACAGAUCAUUUGAGCUGAGGCAGAUAAGCAGCUUAAAUAAAAGCAUAUACUGCAAAGUGACACAGGACCCAGCACUCAAAGAAGACAGUACAGCAGUCUGAAGAGCAACUAGACUAAAACUAAAACAGCAGGUUUCAGUGUGGGUUUCCUCCCCCAUCCUUACAUUAAACAAAGAAGGAACCUAACCUGGUCAAAGUUACACUAGCAUUCAUAGCAAGGUGAUUAAGUGCUGAGUUUAACUUUCACAAACUAACCAACAUCCCUGCAGUUCAAACCAAGAUCAGUCCCCAAGAUAGAAAAAAUGCUUGUAACAGUCAUUUUUGUAGCUUGUCAGUGUAUACCAACCUUUUUGUGUGCUGUGUUUAGGCAGCUCCCACAUUUCUACUUCUUCCAUCUCAUGUCUCGCAUCUCUGCGUUUUGAAGGUGGCUUGCCCAUUCUUCUCUUCUUUGGCUUAACCAAAGGUUGGCACACUAAAUAACAAGAUACAAAUGGUGUUAUUUCUCCAAUGCAUAGUCUCAAGGGAAAUUUAACCAUGACUUUCACCAGCUGGUCUGUGGUGUUCCUCUUCCUCCCUCCCUUUUUUGUACCCAUUUUAAGUAGCAGAUAAAAUUGACACUACAUGUCAAGCAAGUCUUGUGCAUCUGCAGCAUUUAAUCACUGUCUAACCAAAAUUCUGGAUGCAUUGUAUUUUGGGUCAUAAUUUGGAUAGGUGUUAAUGUGGUAAAAAAGGAGCCUAGUACGUUGGAUAGUUCUGCCUUAGUUCACUUUUCAGGGGUUCAAGACUAGUUGGUGCUGUCCAAGUGACCCAAUUCACCCGCUGUCUUUAAAAAACUUCAGACCUGUGAAGUUAUGCUCUACAUGUAAACUGCUCAAGCAGUCAAAUUUAGUGCAUGAUAUUACUGCUAAAGCCAUAUAUCACUUGUUUAGACCAACCUCCUUACUUGUAGAGCACUGUAAUUUGAAAAUACAAGUAAUAAUAUAGGCAACAUUUUUAAAGAGAACAUAAUUUUAAUAGCCCUUCUGAGGCAUCCAGCAUCACAAACAGCAUUCAGAAAACACCAGUUCCUGCUUCCUAACACUGAAUGUGAUGACUUCUUCAAACUACCUGGGCUAGAAAAAGAGGAAGAGUAAGCAAGGAAUAGACCAAACACCCUCAGUUUGCUGCACUAUCUAUGAAUUCAAAGAUGCAGAAGAGACAUGCUGAAAGUUAAAGGUAAUUUACAGUUACUUUAGAACAAUUACCAUAUUUUUAUACAUUGUUAUAGUGGAGCCAAGAACAACACUGCUAAAGUAAAAUGUUUUCAACUCUUAUAGAGCAUGCUAGCAUUAAUAAACAAAACCCUACAACACCGAAGUCUGCAUGUAGAAAGCCUCCAAUGCAAGAGGCAAUCCCAAAUCCCAGUAUGUUCAAGCAGGAAAGCAAUGUAGAGAAAGUGUUUUCCUUAGCUCUAUCUACUCGGUUGUUGAUAUAGGAAAGCUGAUGUAUAUUAUCAGUGAACUGAAGAGAAGCAAAUCAGGCUGUUCUGAAGAUAGGCUGAUCCUGAGAUACUUGAAACGCAGGACACAUGUUUUACUGAUCAAAAUUAGGAACUACCACUGCAUAUGGUAUCAAGAGUAGCAUUAUCUGUAUAAAUAAUUUAUAUUACAGUUUAUGGUAGUAACAACUUCACACAAAUAAAGGCUUUGCUUUGGUCACACCAAAGCAUUAAAUGUUUUGAUUUCCUAUAAAAUUGCAUUUUAAAAAAUCCCCAGAAGUAUCUCUGAUGCACCUUAUUACCUUGUUUCUGUUUGAGAAGGCUAUAAACAUAUCCAAGAGACACUGACUGACAGGCAUUUUAUCAAUACCAAAGCAGGAAGGAUUAGUUUUAUUGUUUUCAAAUCUUAUUGAACUGUCACAUGCUUGCUAUUUUGUAUCAUAUCCUUCUGGAUGUUCCUUAAGAACAAAAACACACAGAGAAAGUUGUACCUUGUUCUUUGCUCCUUGCUGGAGGUGAGAAACUACCACAUAUUUGGCUGGUAAAUCUGGGUUUGGCACCACUUCUAAUCCAGUACUCUUCAGGUAGUAUCCCCAUAUUCUCUCUUAACAGCCUUCCUAAUUAAAAUUAAAAAAAAAAAAAAUUAAGGUCAGUAUUUAGUCUUGGAAAUGCUGGUGUACUGUUUGAUCCACAAGCCAGAAUGCAAAGCCAGCUACUGGGUCUGAUUGUAGGAGUCUGUUGAAAUAGAAACAGUUUUCUGAAGACUACAUUUAACAAAAAUUACAUUAAGUAUACAGAUUUUGAAGAAAGAAAAUAAUGUUUAAGAACACUAAACCUGCUAUUAGAAGUAAAUCACCCUGCUUUGGUUGGUUUUUAGAAUGCAAGACUCUACUAAACAGCAGCCACCGGCUGAAGUGACCAUAUAACCAGCUGCAAACUGAUAACUCUUCUUAUUCUCAGUUCACAUUAAUCUAAUUUCUAAGAGGAUCUACCUUGGAAUAAAUAAGAUGUUCUUUCCAAGAUCAAAUUUAAUACUGUUUCACACCAAUUUUUUUCAAAGUACAAAACUGUUUUUACAAAGAGAGCAGCAGCUAUAAUUUAAAAAAAAAAUUGUUUGACUACUGCAGGAAAGUUACACAGGGUAUGUCCACCAGAUUAUAUUGAACUUAAUUCUGUUUAAUGCACCCAGCAUUAAUCUGUGAUAGGAGAGUCAGAUUGUAUAAACUGAAAUGCAAAGCUUCUAAGAUAUUAAGCAACAGUCAAUACAUAGUUUAAAUAACCUUAAACUCUGCAAAUUAAUAAAUUGCUACUGAUGUCAGAGAGUUAAGUAUAUCAAAUCUAACACAAAGGAGAGUUCCUGCAUUAUUCUCUGCUGGCUGUAAAAAUACAGAAUCCCUAUGCAGUAGCUAAAAAGUUGCAAACUUCCCUCUGCUUCAGAAAGCAUUCUGCAGGACUUCUGGCUCUUGGCCAAAUUUGAAGCUACAACAUGCUCUAAUCUUCCCACUACUUUAACCUACAAUAUGAAACUGCAAUUAGGUGUUCUUUGUGUAUGCUACUAACGAGCACUUUGUCCUUAGCAAUUAGCUCACCUCUCAAGAAUUUCCGUAGCAUUCGCUGGUGUUCAAGUCCUUCUCUUCUUGUCAUAGGCCUCUUUCUUCCAUAAUACCCAUAGUCACUGUAUACAACUUCAUCUUGUUCUCUCUUCUUUGGCUUAUAAACUACACCAAUGUUUUCAACAAGCCCACUCCUAGUUUUUAUUUUCUCUUGAGCCGGCCAGCUAAUUAAUUGCGCUGGUACAGCAUUUGUAGAUGGUUUCCAAAGCACUCUCUGGCCAACUUGGUAGAAAUUUCCUUUACUUGGCCUCAAGAUGCAAUAUGGAGGGGCUUCUUGAAAGAAAUACUCAAUUUCGUCCAUGUCAUCAUCCUCGUCAUCCUCAUACUCAUCCUCUCCAUCUUCAUCUUCCUCUUCUCCCUUCACAGAAUAUUCUUCAGAGUCCUCAACUUCUGACAAACUCUUAGUUGCUUUUUUGCUGGGAGAAUCAACUUCUUUCCUACUAGAGGACCUAGAAAGGGCUCCCAGCUUUCUGCCUUUACUAGAAGCCUCUUUGAUCUUUGUGUUUGAAGAGUUGACAUCUUGGUCAUUGAGGCUGUUCACCUGCUCCUUUCCUACGGCUUCAUCUACAUUAGGGGAUCCACCACCUUUAACUUGCUCUAAGCCGUCUGUACUUUUCUGAAGAGUAUAUGUGCUUUUCUGAAGCACAUUGUCAGGCACAAAAUAAGACACUGGGGCAUUAUCAGUUGAUGAGCCUUCCUCUCCAGAGGACAUGUCAUCAGAAGACAGACUGAUUACACUUUGACACUUCCUUUGUGGCAAACAAGCAUUGUAGUUUGUGUCCAUACUGUCCAAACAAGCCAGCCAGCUGCUAGAGGGAGCAAACUUCUCAAUUGAUUUGUCACACCAAAUACUUUUUUCUGUCUGCCUUUCACCGUUUGCAUUGUGGCUUAAAUUCAGCUUUUUCUGCUGAAAGUCACUCAUUACCUCCAUAUUAGAUGGAAGUAGUCCUGCUUGUUGAAUAAAGCUAGGCUCUUCUUGAGAAGUUUUUGAUCCUGCAGCCCUUUUAGUGCUAGAUUUCUUAGCUAUUACCACUGGUUGAUCUACACCAACAGACCUUGCCAACUCUGUGAUUUGCACUGCCAUGGUUUCACCUGGGGGGGAUUUUGCCAUCUUUUCUGCAUCCAGCUCAACUUCAUUAUUUUGGACAUCUUUCUCUUGCACAGCUUCAGCACCCUGUUUGGAGGUCACAACAGCUUUUCUCUCAUCUAAGGAAGCUCCUGGCAGCAUAUUCUCCCCUUCAUGAGGGCCAUAUAGCAAGCCUUCACAUGAGCUAAGAGAAAAUAAGUCAUGUGGCAGUAUGUUCUCUGGAACUGGUUUACCACUUGCCGCAUCAUACAGUGGGAUUGUUUCUUUAAAGGACUUCCACAGCUGAAUAGCUGGAGAGCCAUUUCCAUAUUCUAUCCUCACUUCCUCCUUCUCAAAGGCAUAGCUUCCAGUAGGAAGAUUUCUAUACUGUGUAGAGCUGGCAGGGCUCUUGUUAUGAAACUCUCUGUCUACCACAAUAGAGGAGCCAAACGAAUCUCGUUUCUCUGAAGUGGUUUCAGUCUCUGUACCUAUACCAGGAGAAACACAGGCUGUAUUUCCUGCACCACAACCUUUCGUUUCUGUACGGAUAUCUUGAUGCCUUUUUUGCUUGCUUUCAGGCUGUCUAGGAUCAGUCUGUGUUUCUUUUGUCUCCAUUUUCUUCCCAGAGCUAUUGUAAUGCCUAAAUCUUGUUGCAUGAUAAAACAUAGGGGAAGAUGGGGCAGCAUUAAAAUAAGGCCUUCUGUUAAUUCUUGCAUGCACUGGAUGCUGUGGGACAAAAAAUCUAGGGUACUCAUGGAGUGCAACAGAAUAAAAUGGAAAAUAUGGAUUUCCACUCCGGAAGCCUAGACAUUGGUGACAAAAAGAAAAGACAAAUAUCAUCUUUCUGAAAUAAGUAAGCCUGAAUAAUAUUUACUAGACAGAGACAGCUACAAGAUCAGACACAUCUGUAAAUAAAACACUCCACCUUUCAAUAUUUAGAAGCAAAUCUGGUGCAAAAACAGAGAGAGUUCUUCAUUAGGCAGUAGCUUAUCUCAACAUCUACACUUCAACCAGAGCUUGAUUUCAUCCCUUGGAACAUUCACCAAAUUGUUUUUCUGUGCUUUUUUUGGCUAUUUCACAAGCUGUUGAUGUAACAUUGAUUUUGAAAAGACAGCUCCAGAUAGAAGUUCACAUAGACAUAGUACUUACAAGGUGUAUUUAACAAUAUUUUUCUUAUUUUCUUAAGUUCACAUUUAUCCAUACCUAUCACACAUGCACAUGUGGAAUUCAUAUAUACACACGCAUAUCAAUUGCUAAGUACAUUCUGGAGCUCUGUGUCUGCAGGAUGACCAUUAGUUAAUAUUUUGCUUAGCUUCCAUUCUCCAGAAACAGAUGUUUUCCACCACAGAACCUACAUAUUUAAGGCACAAUUAAUGUAGUGCUAUGAUUGUCAAAAAUCUUAAGUAUUAGUUAAACUCCCAAGAGGCUCAUUAACACAGAUACUGCAAGAGUGGAAGAAAGUAUGUAACUAAGCAAGCAAGGAUCCCACAGAGAGCUGCUGUUUUCCUUACCUGGAGCAGGUACGCAGUAUGGACUGUAUGCAUAACUGAGGCACCAUGGAUUUGGAUAAGGCUGUUGAGCUGAUGACUGAGCAUAAAUAAAGGGUCCUGGGUGGUUUGUGGAAUACGAUCCACUUUCUGAAGUUGAGGCAGUAUUCAUUUUUCUUUAAGAACUGAAAGAGAGAAGUAAUCAUUAUCAACCACUUUAAAAACUACAUGACUUAAUUAUUUUUAAGCUCUGUCAGAAUUUAGCAGACACUCCUCUCCCUGCCCAAAGAAAACAUAUCCUUCCAAAAGGAAGCUGCUGUCUUCCAAACAGAAGGUAACAAACUGACAUGCUAUCAAGGUCAAAUAUUUCAGUUGGGCCUUGCUAAGCAAGCUUUUGUACACAGCUCCCAAUAUUAGUCCUUCAAGGCAACCUUGUAACAUGUUCUAAAGCAACAGAGCUCCAGUAGCCUUAGAUGCAUAGGUCUCAACAAGAAGUACCCCAGUCAAUUAAAUAAAAAAAGCCUUCAGUGAAUUAGCCUUGAGCAAGAGGCCACACACAUACAAAUGUUAAAAAAGAAGCACAGCUUCACACAAUCAGACAUUUAAUGCUUCAUGAAGGAAACACUUCUUAAUGCUAAUGCAUCCUUUGUUACACAUUACAAUAAGAACUCCAUUAAUUCAGGAUUUGCACUUUAUACUAUACUUAAGAACAACAGCUAACUAACGUAGUAAACCAAGUAUUUCAGUGACACCCUGCUUCCUACGCUUAAACCAAAUGAUAGGUAGCAAAAACAACCCCCCCAAAAUCCUUAUGUGUAAGUUUGCAUUCAGAGCCAUAUAAAAUUCACAAGACAGAACUUCCUCCCACACUUCGAUGUCUCCUCAGUUAACUAAUACUUGCAAGCAAUACAACACUAUCACACACAACUUAUAAGCAAAACUAUAAGAACUCAGAGAACGCAGAAGCUUAACACUUUAGAAGACCCAAGCACUUCAAAGUUACAAAAAAACCAAAAUUAUGUUGAGACCUGUUACAAACUAGCACACGGUUCAGCCUAGAGUUUCAGAAUGCUUUAGGAACGCUGGAGCCCUCUUCAGCUUCCAUCUAGGGUGGCCGGUGCAACUCUUGAAAGCACCAAAAACCCUACAGACUCCCUCAGGCCAAAGAAUUACUUUUACCUUUGAGAAGGAGAGUGGUGCAGAAAAGGGGGGAAAACCCC